This is a messenger RNA of Guillardia theta CCMP2712, 1143 nucleotides long. RefSeq lists its product as hypothetical. The transcript has 2 exons. The record is from RefSeq and is a predicted model, not a curated record. The coding region runs from base 1 to 1143 and encodes 380 amino acids. NCBI's taxonomy places the organism in Eukaryota, Cryptophyceae, Pyrenomonadales, Geminigeraceae.
AUGGCCACGUGCUCUGCGUUCCUACCCUUCAAGAAGCUCAGGAGUGUUGGGGCUACAGACAGCAACGAGAUUGAUAUUUCGUCCUUCUGCUCGGUCCCAAGUGCUGCUGUUGAGUCGACCAUCAUCGAUUGCCAGGAGGAACAUGGACGGGAGUUCGCACGGGCGCACAACUCAGACGCGCAGUCAUCGUCCAAAAGCGACGACGACACGGCCUCGUGCUCGAGCCCUUGUGAUUCAAGGUACUUCGACCCCUACCUGAAGAAUGGACCCUCCCAUAAGUCCUUGUGGUUGAUCCCGACGAGAGCGGGUUACGGGGACUGGAUGGAGGAGGCGCUGGCGCAUGUGCAGCAGAAGCCAGAGUCGGAGCCUUCCCUCCGAUACUUGAGCGACUGCUCAGAGGCUGCAAGCUACAGGUCACAGGUGGAGAGCUCGGACGACCCGGACGAGUGCUCGGAGAGCCCCCACUGGAAGUUCGGCAGGAGCAACGUUGGCCGGUCGUUCAGCGACGUUGCUCCCCGCUUGGUAGGGUCCAAGGACAAGACAUCGAGGUCGCACACAGAGAACUCGAACGCGCAGGUGCAGAGCUUGAUCUGCGUGUCGAGAUACCCAAAGUUCUGCAUUCAUCCUACCUUCCUUCAAUUCCUUCCCCAGGACGCGCAGAGGGCUCUAGAGCGGCUUGACAGUGCCGUUUCGAGCUCGGAGAUGAAGGCCAACGCCAAGAAGAGGAUGAAAGAUCUCCUCCUCCUCCUCGUCCGACUGGCCGACGCCAACGUUCUGACCCUGGUGAAGAGCAAGAAUGACGAGGAGAACUCCAUGCUCGGCUUCGCUGAGAUCCACGUGCACGAGCUGCCAAGGUUCAACUCGGAUAUCCGCCUGAUGGUGCAGGAGGACAAGCAGCAUUGCUGGCUGGUCAAUGGCAAGGUUGACAUCAAGGAGCCGACGGGGCCCGUAUACGAGAUACUCCGACAGAUCGGAAUCCGACCAGUGAGGGGGAUGCGAGGGCCAAGGUUCUCAGACCCGGGCAAGCGAGACUUCAUGUACUCAUACAGGUACGCCUACGAUGAGGGGCUGAUGAAUCGCAACCGAGGCCGCCUUCAGCCGGGGUUCAUUGGAAAGAAUCAAAAACGACAACAUAUGGAAUGA